AUGUUUAACCGCAGCACCAAUUACUCGAAUCCCUUCAGUUCCAGGAACGGAGGGCCUCCUUCACGAGAUGGCUAUUCGGUACCUGGUCAAGGACCUCCAUCUUACGGUCAGCCGAUGCCGUCUAGGCCGCCGAUUGGAGCGAAGCCUCCGGCCGGAGGUGGUCACUGGACAUUACGGCCUGCAAAGAGCCCGGAUAACAAUUAUACAUUUGGGAACCUGGUUGCAGUGUCACCCUCGGAUUUUCCUCCAACACGCGACGGACUUGACCUCCUUCUCCUUGUUAAUGGCCUCUUCGUCCUCUCCGCACGACCGUACCCCAACUUUCAACCGGGCCACAUCAGUAUGUCGGAUCCGCAGCGGACAUGGGCUGGGGUUGCGUUCACGGAUACCGUCGACGUGCAAAUCUACGAUCCGUUUAGUCAAGGUGGGCAGGCCUACCUUGGCUCUACAGACAUUGAAGUAGGAUUCGCCGGCAAAAAGAGAGUUGAGACGCCAUACGACCAAGAUGAUCUGGGUAAUGCAGUUGCUAAGAACUUUGAAAACCAAUUAUUUGCUCCUGGUCAGAAGAUCUUGAUGGAUCACCGAAGUAUUCCGCUUUUGUUGACUGUCAAGACGGUCCAGCGGGUUGACCUGAGUUCAGAGAAGGCAGACCUUUCCGGCGGGGAAGUUGAGACAGAUCCCACUGCGAGGGGUAUUCUGACCAGGCACACUCAGUUCAACUUCUUCAAGGAUGCACGAACCGGUAUCAACAUGAAGCCAUCGGCUCGCCGGCCAGCGGCUAACUCCAUCAUCCAACCGGACUUCAAGUUCGAGAACAUGGGUAUUGGAGGUCUCGACUCAGAAUUCAGCACAAUUUUCCGUCGUGCAUUCGCUUCCCGUAUCUUCCCUCCGGGCCUUGUCGAAAAGUUGGGUAUCCAACACGUUAAGGGUAUGCUGCUUUAUGGUCCUCCAGGAACGGGUAAAACUUUAAUUGCCCGGCAGAUUGGUAAAAUGUUAAAUGCGAGAGAACCGAAGAUUAUCAACGGUCCUGAGGUAUUGAACAAAUUUGUUGGUCAGUCAGAAGAGAACAUCCGGAAGCUCUUCGCCGAUGCGGAGAAGGAAUACAAAGAGAAGGGAGAGGAAAGUGGGCUCCACAUUAUCAUCUUUGAUGAAUUGGACGCUGUAUGCAAGCAGCGUGGUAGUGGAGGUGGUGGCACCGGUGUGGGGGACAGUGUAGUCAACCAGCUUCUCUCUAAGCUUGACGGUGUAGACCAGCUCAACAACAUUCUGCUCAUCGGUAUGACCAACCGAAUGGAUAUGAUCGAUGAAGCUUUGCUGCGUCCUGGUCGUUUGGAAGUGCACAUGGAAAUCUCCCUACCCGACGAGCAUGGACGUGGUCAAAUCUUGAAAAUCCAUACCCAGAAAAUGCGAGACAAUAGCGUCAUGGACCAUGACGUCGACUUGGAGGAGCUAUCGCUUAUGACCAAGAACUUCUCAGGUGCUGAAAUUGCUGGUCUCGUGAAGUCAGCGUCCUCAUUUGCCUUCUCGCGACAUGUCAAGGUUGGCACGAUGGCCAGCAUCAGCGACGAUGUUGUGAACAUGAAGGUCAACCGUGCCGACUUCCAUCACGCUCUUGAUGAAGUCAAACCGGCAUUCGGUGUGUCGGAAGAGGAACUUUCCAGCCGCAUCCAGUACGGCAUCAUUCACUACUCUCCUGUUAUUAACGAGAUCAUGCGGGAAGGAGAACUAUUUGUGAAGCAGGUCGGGCAAUCCACGCCGCUCUUCUCCGUUUUGCUGCACGGUCCUACGGCAAGCGGAAAGACGGCAUUGGCAGCUCGGAUCGCCAUCGACUCUGGCUUUCCCUUCAUCAAGCUGAUCAGCCCCGAGGACAUGGUGGGAUACAAUGAAAUGGCCAAGGUCCACCAUAUCAGCAAGAUCUUCGAAGACGCCUACAAGAGUCGCACCAGUGUUGUCGUCGUUGACAACAUCGAGCGAAUUAUCGACUGGGUCCCUAUUGGUCCCCGCUUCAGCAACACAGUUCUGCAAACCCUGAUGGUCUUUCUCAGAAAGCAGCCAAGCAAGGACAGGCGUCUUCUGGUGCUGGCCACCACCACGCAGCGCGCAGUGCUGAAAAACCUCGACGUGUACAACUCAUUCAAUGCUGACAUCAUGGUCUCGAACGUCAACACGUACGAUGAAUUGCGGUAUGUUAUGGAACAGUCCGAGGCAUUCAAUGCUCAGGAGAUUGCACAGGCUCUGGAAGAAAUCGGUGGUAUCAUUGAUGAUGGAAAGAUCGGGGUUGGCGUUAAGAAGGUGCUCCUGGGUAUUGAGACAGCUAGGCAGGAUGUCGACAAGGUCGGACGUUUUGUGCGUGUAGUCAAUCGGGCUAUUGAGGAGGAGCGGAUUUUUGAGUAA
This is a messenger RNA of Aspergillus ruber CBS 135680, 2394 nucleotides long. RefSeq names its product AAA family ATPase SEC18. Gene Ontology annotation, biological process: intra-Golgi vesicle-mediated transport; SNARE complex disassembly; Golgi to plasma membrane protein transport. Lineage: Eukaryota; Fungi; Ascomycota; Eurotiomycetes; Eurotiales; Aspergillaceae. The transcript has 2 exons. The record is from RefSeq and is a predicted model, not a curated record. Gene Ontology annotation, molecular function: ATP hydrolysis activity; ATP binding. Gene Ontology annotation, cellular component: Golgi stack. Bases 1 to 2394 code for a protein of 797 amino acids.